Prorocentrum cordatum is the source of this 1515-nucleotide messenger RNA. Lineage: Eukaryota; Dinophyceae; Prorocentrales; Prorocentraceae. The record is from the annotation of a GenBank genome assembly.
GACGGUCCGUAGCCAUUUGGGCUCAAGAGCCGCCGUGCUCAGACCAUCUGAUAUCCCGACGGGGUUGGGUCUUUCGCAGGCGGCGCUAUGCAGCGAGCGCGGCAGGUGCCGACUAGGAACGGCGUGUGCGAGCCAGAUCGGUACACGGACACCGCCGAGGACGUCCUCAUGGACGUGGAAUCCCGGGGCUCGCGGAACCACCACAGGGGCCAGUGCAACCCCUGCCGGUACAUCGGCAGCGGCGGGCCCUGCCCCCGCGGGCAGAACUGCGAUUCCUGCCACUACCACCACGGCCUCGAGAAGUUCCUCGCCAUGACCGCCUACGUGUCCGCGGCGCAGCAGCGGCGCCGCUGGGGCGCGCCGCGGCGCGGCGGCAAGGCCGGCGCGGUCGAGCAGCCGCGUGCCGCCGCCUCCGCGGCACCCUCGCCUCCCCUGCUCGGCGCCGUCGAGCCGAUCUCGCUGGCCUCCGCACUGCCCCCGCAGGGUGCCCGGGAGGCGCCGCCGCGGGACGCGGCCGGGGGCGCGCGGCCCACCGACCGUGGCAGGCCGCCUGGCUGGGAGGCGCCCGCCGCCGCUCUCGAGGCGAUCGCCGUGGGCCCGCAGGCCGGCGGCGCGGCGCUUCUGGCGGCGGUUCUCGACGCCCGAGCGCCGCCGGCCGCCUCCGACGCCGCGGCGGGUGCCUCCGACGCCGUGAGGGGCGCCGCCCGCCGCGCGCUGGAGCCGGGGCCGCCGGGCCCCGAUCUGCAGGCUGCCGGCCGGCACCUGCCCGACGAGGUGAUGGCCGGCAGCUGGUGGGCGCUGUCGGGAGCGGCGCCCCGGCGUGCGCCGGUGGAGUCCCUCUCGCCGCGCUACGUCACGGGCACGCGGGUGGAGCAAGAGCUGGGGGAUGCGCGGUCCAGGUUCGCCGCGCAGCUGGCCUGGCCCGCCGUCCCGCCGCCGUGCUUCCUCCCUCGCACGCAAUGAGGGGCGCGCGGCCUGGCACCGGGGGUAGGCCGUGAGUGCUGCCGUGCGCGCUUGCUGCCUUCCCUCCACGCCUGCACGGUUCCUGCCAUCGUCGCCGUUUCUGGGCGGCAGUUCUCCGCCGCACGAGCCCUGCGGAAUGCGCACGUUCAGCGGCAGUCCACGCCCGCCGCCCCCGCUCGGAUCGAUUUCUCGCGUGACUAAAUGUCACUGAUUGCUUCAACAUGCACGUGUUGUUUGACCAGUCGGAGGCCGCUUCAGCCUUUGAUGCACGUGUUGUUUGACCCGUCGGAAGCUGCUUGGCUCAGCAGCCUGCGGCAGCGUUUUUGCGCUGAGGUGCGCCGUCGCUUGCACUGUUGCGCUGGCAGGGGUGCAUUGGGACGAGGCCACAGCACGGUCUUCUAUUUCGAUGCUGAAGCACUGGACAUUGAAGCAUUCAUCUAUUUCAUGAUUCCGAUUCUAACAUGAUCAGCUGCGCAUGGCGGCGUGCCACGUCGCAUAUAUUUUCACAGCUGCGCACAGCCGUAAGCCGGACCGGGGACCGAGAACCGAGCG